Trichechus manatus latirostris (Florida manatee) is the source of this 7170-nucleotide messenger RNA. RefSeq names its product plexin C1 (gene PLXNC1). Gene Ontology annotation, biological process: positive regulation of axonogenesis; semaphorin-plexin signaling pathway involved in axon guidance; regulation of cell migration. Gene Ontology annotation, molecular function: semaphorin receptor activity; protein binding. The record is from RefSeq and is a predicted model, not a curated record. NCBI's taxonomy places the organism in Eukaryota, Metazoa, Chordata, Mammalia, Sirenia, Trichechidae. Gene Ontology annotation, cellular component: semaphorin receptor complex; plasma membrane. The coding region runs from base 67 to 4788 and encodes 1573 amino acids. The transcript has 31 exons.
CUCCGUCACCGCGCGCCUGAGCCGCCGUUGCCGCGCGCCCUGCCCGGGGGCGGCCCCCCUAGCCCCAUGGAGGUCUCUCGGAGGAAGGCGCCGCCGCGCGCCCCGCGCCCCGCCGCGCGGCUGCCCCUGCUCGCCUAUCUGCUGGCUCUGGCAGCGCCUGGCUGGGGAGCGGACGAGCCCGUGUGGCGGUCGGAGCAAACCAUUGGAGCUAUCGCGGCGAGCCAGGAGCACGGCGUGUUCGUGGCGAGUGGCAGCUGCCUGGACCAGCUGGACUACAGCCUGCAGCGCCGGUUCUCGCGCCUGUACCGGGACCAAGCGGGCAACUGCACAGAGCCCGUCUCGCUGGCGCCCCCCGCGCGGCCCCGGCCGGGAAGCAGCUUCAGCAAGCUGCUGCUGCCCUACCGCGAGGGGGCGGCCGGCCUCGAGGGGCUGCUGCUCACCGGCUGGACCUUCGACAGGGGCGCCUGCGAGGUGCGGCCCCUGGACAACCUGAAUCGCAGCUCUCUUCGCAACGGCACAGAGGUGGUGUCGUGCCACCCACAGGGCUCGACGGCUGGCGUGGUGUACCGUGCGGGCGAUAGGAACCGCUGGUACCUGGCUGUGGCCGCCACCUACGUGCUGCCCGAGCCCGAGACGGCGAGCCGCUGCAAUCCGGCAGCGUCCGACCGAGACACGGCCAUCGCUCUCAAAGACACGGAGGGGCGCAGCCUGCCCACGGAGGAGCUGGGCCGCCUCAAGCUGAGCGAGAGCGCGGGCAGCCUUCACUUUGUGGACGCCUUUCUCUGGAACGGCAGCGUCUACUUCCCGUACUAUCCCUACAACUACAGCAGCGGUGCCGCCACCGGCUGGCCCAGCAUGGUGCGCAUCGCACAGAGAGCCGAGGUGCAGUUCCAGGGCCAGACGGCCCUCGAUUGCGGCCACGGUCACCCAGAUGGCCGCCGCCUGCUCCUCUCCUCCAGCCUGGUGGAGGCCCUGGACGUCUGGGCGGGCGUGUUCAGCGCGGCCACCGGAGAGGACCAGGAGAGGCGCUCCCCCGCCACCACCGCGCUCUGCCUCUUCAGGAUGAGUGAGAUCCAGGCGCGCGCCAGUAACUGCAGCCGGGACUUCAAGACGACGGACCAAAACUGCAAAAAAGAGAAUCAACCUGAAAGAGUACAACCGAUUGCAUCAUCUACCUUGAUCCAUUCCGACCUGACAUCCGUUUAUGGCACCGUGGUCAUGAACAGGACUGUUUUAUUCUUGGGGACUGGAGAUGGCCAGUUACUUAAGGUUAUUCUUGGUGAGAAUUUGACUUCAAAUUGUCCAGAGGUUAUCUAUGAAAUUAAAGAAGAAACACCUGUUUUCUACAAACUUGUUCCUGAUCCAGUGAAUAAUAGCUACAUCUAUCUAACAGCUGGGAAAGAGGUUAGGAGAAUUCAUGUUGCAAACUGCAGUAAACAUAAAUCCUGUACGGAGUGUUUAACGGCAGCAGACCCUCACUGCGGUUGGUGUCAUUCGCUACAAAGGUGUACUUUUCAAGGAGAUUGUGCACCUCCAGAGCACUCAGGAGACUGGCUGGAUAUUUCAUCUGGAGCUGAAAAGUGCCCUAAAAUUCAGAUGAUUCAAAAGAGUAAAGCUGAGACUGUUGUGACUGUGGUUGGAAACUUUUCUCCAAGACAUUCAGUGUGUGUGGUGAAUAAUGCCGACACCAAGAAGGAUCUGUGCAAGAGUAAAAGUCAGAAAAACCAGACCUGCGUCUGUAGCAUCCCAACCAGAGCAACCUACAAAGAUGUUUUAGUUGUCAAUGUGAUGUUCUCCUUUGGUGCUUGGAAUUUAUCAGAGAGAUUCAACUUCACCAACUGCUCAUCAUUAAGAGAAUGCCCAGUAUGUAUUGGAACUGGCUGUGCUUGGUGUAACCAUGAGAGAAAGUGUAUCCACCCCUUCACAGUUUGUGACCGUCCAGAUUACAAGAGAAACCAGAAACUGUGUCCAGUUGCUGUUGAGAAAUGGCUACCAUCCAAGAUAUCAGGAGGAGGAAGAUUCAAGGGGAAUAAGACUAGCAGAACCAACGAGAGCUUACAGGUCUUCUACAUUAAGUCCAUUGAGCCACAGAAAAUAUCGACCUUAGGGAAAAGUAACGUGAUAGUUACAGGAGCAAACUUUACCUGGGCAUCUAACAUCACAAUGAUCCUGAAAGGAACCAGUACUUGUGAUAAGGAUGUGAUACAGGUUAGCCAAGUGCUAAAUGACACCCAUAUGAAAUUCUCUCUUCCAUCAAGCCGAAAGGAAAUGAAGGAUGUGUGUAUCCAGUUCGAUGGUGGUAACUGUUUUUCCGUGGGAUCAUUAUCAUACAUUGCUCUGCCACACUGUUCCCUAAUAUUUCCUGCCACCACCUGGAUCAGUGGUGGUCAAAAUAUAACCAUAAUGGGCAGAAACUUUGAUGUAAUUGACAACUUAAUCAUUUCACACGAAUUAAAAGGAAACAUCAAUGUGUCUGAAUAUUGUCUGGCGACUCAGUGCAGGUUUUUAGCCCCCAAUUUAAAGAGCUCAAAAUUGCGUACAAAUGUCACUGUGAAGCUAAGAGUACAGGACACCUACUUGGAUUGUGGGACCUUGCAGUAUCUUGAAGACCCCAGGUUUACUGGGUAUCGGGUAGAAUCCGAGGUGGACAGGGAACUGGAAGUAAAAAUUCAAAAAGAAAAUGAUAACUUCAACAUUUCCAAGAGAGACAUUGAAAUUACUCUCUUCCAUACGGAAAAUGAGCAAUUUACUUGCAACUUUGAAAAUAUUACUAGAAAUCAAGAUCUCACCACCAUCCUUUGCAAAAUUAAAGGCAUUGGUGAUGCAAACAGCAUUGCCGCCUCUUCCAAGAAAGUCCGUGUCAAACUGGGAAACUUGGAGCUCUUUGUUGAGCAGGAAUCAGUUCCUUCCACUUGGUACUUUCUGAUUGUGCUUCCCGUCUUGCUAGUGAUUGUCAUUUUUGCCGCUGUGGGGGUGACCAGGUACAAAUCGAAGGAGCUGAGUCGAAAACAGAGUCAACAGCUGGAGCUCCUGGAGAGCGAACUCCGGAAAGAGAUACGUGAUGGCUUUGCUGAGCUGCAGAUGGAUAAAUUGGAUGUGGUUGAUAGUUUUGGAACUGUUCCCUUCCUUGACUACAAACAUUUUGCUCUGAGAACUUUCUUCCCUGAGUCAGGUGGCUUCACUCACAUCUUCACUGAAGAUAUGCAUAACAGAGACGCCAAUGACAAGAAUGAAAGUCUCACAGCUUUGGAUGCCCUCAUUUGUAAUAAAAGUUUCCUUGUUACCGUCAUUCACACCCUUGAAAAGCAGAAGAACUUUUCAGUGAAGGACAGGUGUCUGUUUGCCUCCUUCUUGACCAUUGCACUGCAAACUAAGCUGGUCUACCUGACCAGCAUCCUGGAGGUGCUGACCAGGGACUUGAUGGAACAGUCAAGUAACAUGCAGCCUAAACUCAUGCUAAGGCGCACGGAGUCCGUGGUCGAAAAACUCCUCACCAACUGGAUGUCUGUCUGCCUUUCUGGUUUCCUUCGGGAGACUGUUGGUGAGCCAUUCUAUUUGCUGGUGACGACUUUGAACCAGAAAAUAAACAAGGGUCCCGUGGAUGUCAUCACUUGCAAAGCCCUGUACACCCUUAAUGAAGACUGGCUGCUGUGGCAGGUUCCGGGAUUCAGUACUGUGGCAUUAAACGUCGUCUUUGAAAAAAUUCCAGAAAACGAGAGUGCAGAUGUCUGUCGAAAUAUUUCAGUCAAUGUUCUUGAUUGUGAUACCAUCGGCCAAGCCAAAGAGAAGAUUUUCCAAGCGUUCUUAAGCAAAAAUGGCUCCCCUUAUGGACUUCAGCUCAAUGAAAUUGGACUUGAGCUUCAAGUGGGCACACGGCAAAAAGAGCUUUUGGAUAUUGACAGUUCCUCUGUGAUUCUCGAAGAUGGAAUAACUAAGUUAAAUACCAUUGGUCACUAUGAGAUAUCAAAUGGAUCCACUAUAGAAGUCUUUAAGAAGAUAGCAAAUUUUACAUCAGACGUGGAAUACUCAGACGACCACUGCCAUUUGAUUUUACCAGAUUCAGAAGCAUUCCAAGAUGUACAAGGAAAGAGACAUCGAGGGAAGCACAAGUUCAAAGUAAAAGAAAUGUAUCUGACAAAGCUGCUGUCAACCAAGGUGGCAAUUCAUUCUGUGCUUGAAAAACUUUUUAGAAGCAUUUGGAGUUUACCCAACAGCAGAGCCCCAUUUGCUAUAAAAUACUUUUUUGACUUUUUGGAUGCCCAGGCUGAAAACAAAAAAAUCACAGAUCCUGAUGUUGUACAUAUUUGGAAAACAAACAGCCUUCCUCUUCGUUUCUGGGUAAACAUCCUGAAGAACCCUCAGUUUGUCUUUGACAUUAAGAAGACGCCGCACAUAGAUGGCUGUUUGUCAGUGAUUGCCCAGGCAUUCAUGGAUGCAUUUUCUCUCACGGAGCAGCAACUAGGGAAGGAAGCACCAACUAAUAAACUUCUCUACGCCAAGGAUAUCCCAACCUACAAAGAAGAAGUAAAAUCUUACUACAAAGCAAUCAGGGAUUUGCCUCCAUUGUCAUCUUCAGAAAUGGAAGAAUUCUUAACUCAGGAAUCUAAGAAACAUGAAAAUGAAUUUAAUGAAGAAGUGGCCUUGACAGAAAUCUACAAAUACAUCGUAAAGUAUUUUGAUGAGAUUCUAAAUAAACUAGAAAGAGAACGAGGGCUGGAAGAAGCUCAGAAACAACUCUUGCAUGUAAGAGUCUUAUUUGAUGAAAAGAAGAAAUGCAAGUGGAUGUAAGCACUCUGGGGCCUGGCUUAAUCUGGCAGAGUUCUUCAGACGACUUGGGAGCAAAAUGGCUGCUUGAGCUACUCUGUGUCGUUAAUUUUUUAAGUUUGCACAUAGGUUCCACUUUGAGCACUGUCUUCGUAAGAGACCAAGGUACAUGCACAGCUUUUAGAAAGCAGACCAAACAUUGUGCCUGUGGGAACCCUUCUGUAAAUAGAGUUGAAGUGGUUGUUGCAAACAGCCUCCUUGUUUACAGAGAAUACAGGGCCAGUAAGCAAGUGUCAGUAUUGUAACUACAGCCUCCACUUAAGCACAAUAAUAUAAGUGGUUUUGUUUGAAAACUACAGCUAGGUAGCACUUGUGACUACACUGCACCUCUGCAGAAAAGGGACACUGCCAGUGCUCAACACAAAAUGUGAAAUGAGUCAUUUGGAAACAAGGUGGGGGUGUUAGGGCAACCUCGAGGAUUUGCAGCAUUGAAACUUUCCCCAGUAGUUCUUGGAAAAGCUGACCGCAAAAUUUGGUAGUGUGUACACUUAGCAUUCGUGAGUGUGUAUAUGUGUUUUUAAACCAAAAACUAACAGUGUUGCAACAUCGUUGAAAGGGCUCGUGUUUUUCAGUGGUCACCAACUGCACUCAUCAAACUCACCUCCAUUUCACCAAGGAGCUCUAAAGCAAGGAGAGUUUUAUUUAAAUGCAAUAGCAUUUUACCCACUUCGUUCUAACUUAUAUUCCUUUUUUUCUUUUUCUAUUUUUUCAUACAGCAUGUAUCUGAUAGUGGGCAUACUGGGUAUUGUUUAAAAGAGAAAAUUCAUUAGUAGAUUACGUAUACUGUUUAAAAACUUGAUCAGAACUAUCUGUGGAAGAGUACUCGCUCUCCCAAUCCUACAUUUCUAGACUCGUGUCUCCUUGCUUUAGAUUUCAAGUGAACCCUGUGGUUAUAAAUACUUGUGUGUGAUUAAAAAAAAAUACAUUUUACAUUUCAUGAAAUUGCUGUUCACACUGGAGUAUAAUAUAUAAAUAUAUAUAUUUAAGGCUCAAGGCCUGAAAAUAUUAGUAUACAACUUGGUAUCUUAGUCUUACUAUGUACUUUUUGAAAGUAUUCCUCACAGGAGAAUUAAAAAUAUCCAUUUUAUUCAUGCCUUUCUUUUUAAAGAAUUCCCUUUCCAGUGAUACUGUAGUCUUUUUAUUGCUGAUUUUUUAUUCCUGAAUUUUUGCUGCUCAUGACCAAUUUUAAUACCACUGUGUUUUCCAUUAAACCAGAAGUAAAAACCGUAAUUGGCAACUCUCUCAAGCUUCUCUUAUGGCACCUUUUACCCUUGGUGUUCCAAAUUCCGAAUCUAGAAAAUAAAUAUUUUCAAAUAGCAAGCAAAACAUUGAUCACACAUUCCUUAAAAUCAUUUACCAAUACUGUAUGUAACAUCAGGAUUUAAAUGUGAAGUUUAUCUGAGAUAAAUGAAAUUCUUUUUUUCUCCUCAACAUCUGGUAAAGAGAGAGGUGACACCUCAACCAACUGAUCAGAAAUGAAGCAGUUACUGCCCUGAUAGCACCCUCCCAACCCCGUUGCUUUUGACCAUUGUCUGUCCAAUGGAGACACCUCAAAAAUACUACCAAAUAAGUUCCUUAUUAAGUAUUAAGGUGAGAGGUCUGGCCCCAUCUAGGGCUGCUGCAGUCUUGAAAGAUGUGAAGGAGUUCAUAAGUGAACACUAGUAGGAGAGCUGAGAGCCAAGGGUAGGAGAGUUGCCCAAAAGACUUCCCCUUCUUUAGGGUACAGAAAUGCUAAGAAAACUCAAAGGAUCAGCUACAGCUUUAUCUAAGUAUUUACUAAAUGCUACAGAUGAGGGUGUCCCUGUCCAGCUCUCUGGCACACAAGUCCUGUGUGGAGAAUUAUCUGCUCUUCAGGGACUGUGCUGUUGGGAACUUUGGGCAAGUCACUUACCUCUUUGUGCCUCGAUUUCUGUAUAAUAUUUCUAUCCUACCUCACUGAGGUGGCGUGAAGAUUCACUAAUGUAUGUAGCGUGUUUGUCAAUCUUCCAGUGAAAAGCACUGUCUAGAUCCACACUUUGGAUCACAUUAGCCAAACGCAGUAAAUGGCCAAAUCAGAUGUGUGCUGAAGACAAUCAGUCACUGGGUCCAUAUUAAACAGCAACCAGAGAAACAAAUGGCAAACAAUAUCUAUUUUCAAGUUUCUUCGCAUAUUUUUUUGGUGCAAAACGAUUCAUUUAUAAACUUUUUUUUCUAACACUAGUGUCUACAGCAGCAUUUAAAAAUUUAUUCAGUUACCUUUUCUGUAUUAGGAUUUAAAGUCUAUUUCUUAUUGUAUACCUGAUUGAAGCUGUUCUUGGAGAUGAAUGUUUUAAAUGUCUAUAUCCAGAAAUAAACAUUUUGAUGUAA